AUGAAGCUCACAACCCUCAUCGUGGCCGCUCUUUCUGCUAGUCUGGCUUUAGCUCGUCCCUACGACAAUCGACUUGCAGACAAACCCUCGUCUCUCAAUGGAAACACUCCGUCCAACGACCUUGUUGAAAUCAAACACGGCAACGAGAAUAACACAGCUCUCUGCGCCUUCGAAACGUUUGCUUUUCGUCCGGGCUCCGAUCCUAUGCUCCAGUAUCAUCAGUGGUAUAUAUGGGCCAACGGCCCUUGGGAUCUUCUAGCCACAGAAAGAUACGACGACGCUGGACACGCACUGAAAUAUGGUACAGCCUUCAAAGAAAAGCUCCAUGCCAAAUGCGGUUGGGUAGAUGAUUUCCAGUUCCAGUACGGAAACUCUACUAUACAAGAGUGGAAUAAUUCAAAGUAUUCCAAUGGCGAGGCGCUGAUAUCAUUUAUAACCCUGGUUCCUACGUGGCAUCAUUGCGUCAACGGGGGUAUUGCGGAGUUUACCAGAGACCAUGGUGGACUUGCCAAUAACGGAAGAGCAAAGGGCGGGAAUUGUCACUAUAUCACGGAGGGAUAUAGAGACCUUCAGCAAAUCAAAGACAGGGCUUGGGAAUGGGACCUCCUCGAUCAUUGA
Messenger RNA from Mollisia scopiformis, 618 nucleotides. RefSeq lists its product as uncharacterized. NCBI's taxonomy places the organism in Eukaryota, Fungi, Ascomycota, Leotiomycetes, Helotiales, Mollisiaceae. The transcript is spliced from 3 exons. The record is from RefSeq and is a predicted model, not a curated record. The coding region runs from base 1 to 618 and encodes 205 amino acids.